AUGUCACCGCCAGCACCUUCCGCUCUGGAUGAGGGCGAGCUCGAGAGGUGCAUGGCGGAACUGGAGAUUCUUGACGACCAGCUGGCCGAUGAGCGACUGUCACGGAAACCACACUUUCUCGAUUACGACAACAAAUCGCCGGCCGAACUGGAGGAACGGCAAGAACCGACCGUUGUCGCUUCUCUGCCAUCGCCCAAAGUGCCGGCCGUGGUCGGUCACUUUCGGUAUCCUUCCAAUAAUCGCAAAGAGGUGCCCAUCGAUGAGCUAGCGCAUCAGAUGAACUCGUCCUGCGAUACUGUACCGGCCGGCUAUCCUAAACCCUCGCCAUUCGGUGGCACGUGGCCGAUGAAGGAGCGGGUGCGAUCGGCACGAAACGGACCCCAGCUGCACCCGGUCGGUUCGGAGGUUGGCCCGAAAAUGGAGUGUGUCUAUUCGCUGCUCGCCAUGCUGGGGUCAACGAACGUGCUGGAGAUGUCGAACAAGUUUCUGGAGUUGUCGCGCAGUGACGAAAAGUGUGCCGCCUUACGGCGGGCCGGCUGUGUGCCGAUGCUGGUGCACAUCAUCCACAACGAUCCGAACGAACAGGCGCGCAAGAAUGCGCGGCUUGCGCUGGUAAAUGUGAUCCGUGCCAACGGUGAGGGAAUGGGUGCCCGUCGCGAGCUGAAAGUCCUUCGCCUGGUGGACCAUCUCAUCGAUUACGCCGAGAUGCUGAAGGAACAGCAUGCCGCUAUGGUGCAGGACGAAGCCAAAACAAAGCAACGGCCCCCGGCCGGUGCGGUUCCGGAGGAACAGGAACGGCGACCGAUACAGGCGAUCUGUACGAUGGCAAAGAUAAGCUACGACGAGGAACACCGACGGGCAAUGUGUCAGUUUGGGGCCCUACAAACCAUCGCCGCACUAAUCCAGCUCGACCAUGUCGUGCACGGCACGGCGGCCGACGUAUCGCCCAAGUGCAUCGAGCUGCGCCGCUACGCGAGCAUGGUGCUGACGAAUCUAACCUUUGGCCAGGGCAACAACAAGGCACUGCUGUGUGCGAACCGGGAUUUUAUGCAGGCCCUAAUCGCACAACUCGCCCGCAUCGAGCUGGUCCAGGUGACGGCUUCCGUGCUGCGCAACUUGUCCUGGCGGGCCGACACCGUAACCAAGCAAACGUUGGCCGAAAUCGGCACGGUACGCAUCCUAACGGAGGCCGCCAUGCACUGUACGGUGGAGAACACGCUCAAAUCGAUUCUUUCCGCGCUGUGGAACCUUUCGAACCAUUGUGCCCAUAACCGGUCGAGAAUCUGUGAGGUCGAGGGUGCGCUCGAGUUUCUAACCGAUCUGCUCACGUACGAUGCACCGAGCAAGACGAUGGCUAUCGUCGAGAACGCCGGUGGCAUCCUGCGCAACAUUUCGAACCACAUCGCGCAAUCCGACAGCUACCGGCAGGUGUUGCGGCGAAAGGGCUGUCUGAAGAUUUUGCUCGAUCAACUGAAAUCGCCCAGCCUGACGGUGGUAAGCAAUGCCUGCGGUACACUCGGCAAUCUUUCCAGUGGCAGCGCCGAGGAUCAACUGUUCCUACGGGAAAACGGUGCCAUAUCGAUGCUGCGGUCACUCAUCUACAGCAAGCACAACAUCAUCUCGAGCGGUUCUCGGUUGGCGCUGCGAAACUUACAGCACCAGCCGCACCACCUUCGUGGGCCGUACCCCCCGGGAGCUGUGGCGAUGACGGACGAGAAUGGUGAUCAUUAUCAUGCUGCCUCGGCGAAGAUGGCGGCGGUGGCGUCGACGGCGUUGGCGUUCGAAGCCCAGAAAGAGUUGCCCAGUCUAAACGUUCGAAAGCAGCGUGCGAUUGAGCAGGAGCAGCUGGAGAGUGCUUUCUUUGCCAAACCCAUCGCUUCGGUAGAGCGUACGGAGGAGCACGACGGAACGGAGACGGAUGAUGAUGAUGAGGACGAAGGAGGGGAGGAGCGUGAGAUGGCAACGGGCGGUGAGGUGGAGGGCGGUUUCGAUCAGGCGGAAAACACGGAGAGUGACACGUCCGUACGCUCUCCAGAACCAGUACCGUCGCACGAGCCCAUCAACUAUGGACUGCUGGAAGACUUGCAGCAGACGCCUUCGUACGACUACCAGGAGACGGACAUCGAUCAACUGACGGACUACUCGUUGCGCUACGCAGAAAACCAGUCCGAUUCGGACGAAGGAAACGCAGAGCAGGAAGGCCGCGAGCCGAGUGCGGAGGACCGAGUAGAGCACCGUGAAAAACCAUACCAGGGCGACGCGGUGGUCGGCAUGCUCAUACCGGAGGAUUCGGUCAAGUGUUACUACACCGAGGGUACUCCGCAGAUCAUCUCGAGCGCAACAUCGAUGAGUGAUCUGCGGGUGGUGGCAGCGCCGAGUGUGAAAACGGCGGCAAUCCACAAAUCAAACCCCAUUCCGAUCGGCCAACGGAUGAGCGUGGCCGGUGUGGGUCCCACGGUGGUUAGUGUCGGCCGUACCGAUGAUCUCGGGAGCAACACGCCUGACAAACCGUACAACUACUGCGAAGAAGGAACGCCCGAUUUUAGUCGCGACGAUUCGCUCACCAUUCACGAACUCGAUGGUGAGAUGGCGACGGAGGUGUUCAAGGAGGACGUUGGGGAACGGGGAGUUGGCAACGGGACACCGACAGUUCCGGCAACCGUGCUCGAUCCAACAGACUCGAUGCCCACGCCUGGCGUCACUGCCGCCAACGUCGCUUCCGCCACAGACCCGGCCGCUGUCAAAUCGGUUUCCUUUCUCAACACAGCGGAAGAGACGCCUCUGAUGUUUUCGCGUACCAGUUCGAUGGGUUCGCUGUCGAGUGCGGAACCUGUCUGUACCGACGACAAGAGCUCGAUCGUGAGCGAGUUUAGCCGACUGGCGUCGGGCGUAAUUUCACCGUCCGAACUACCGGACUCUCCAACCCAAACGAUCGCCCACUCGCCCCAUCGUACGGCGGCGGGGCCCGGUGAAGCGGCACGAGAAAACAUCGUUGUUGCGGGGCAGUGCGCUGGAGAAGAGCAAGCAAAGGACGAAACGACGGCAGUAGUGAUGAUGGUUGAUGAGACACCAGAGACGGAGAACCUGCACCCGCACCCGCACGACGCUGUUCCGCUAUCAAACGAUACGUUUGCGGACGUCGUGAACGUCAAUUUUCAAGUCGCCCAUACACCGACGCUGUUCUCGUGCUCUACAAGCCUCAGUAACCUUAGCAUCGAAGGGGAGGAAGCCAAAACAGAAGACGGUCCACCGGUGCUUCCACAUCCAGCGACCCUCGUCACCAUGGGGUCUAAUGGCAUUGGAGGAGGAAACGUUUCCGACGGAGAUUCGGACGCAGGAGGUGAUGAAGAGCUGCUGGCUUCGUGCAUCAGCAUCGGCAUGAGCAGUGUGGUGGCUCGUAACGCGACCACGAAAACGAAUAAGUCCGUGACGGCAACGAGAAUUUCGCCGCAGAGCAGCGAACUGGAGGCGCAAGUACCGAACGGGCUGUUGCCGUCCGACGAGGUGCAUGUGCAAGGCAACGAUUCGGACGAUAGUAUUUCCACGGGUGGCACGGCUGAAAACAGCGACCGGUUGGUCGAGGAGUGCAUACGGAGUGGAAUGUCUAAACCGAAGCAGCAGCCACCGGCAGAAGGCAAAUAUAAGCCUCCGGAUCGAGGUGCGGACCGGAGGUCGUUGCCAUUUGAAAAAGAACACCCGUUCCGGAUGAUGCGAACGACGGCACUGCCACCGUUAGUGGCCACCGAUGAGCUCAAUCCGUUUCACGUGGAAAAUAGUCCGUGCAACUUUUCCAUCGCUUCCGGACUUUCCGAUCUGACAGUUGCUUCCGAGACUAAUGUAUUGGAAGACAACCAUGAGCAUUCGACCAUGAGCGCUACGCACGAUUCAUUGAGCUCACUGUCACUGGAGUCCGACAAUGAUGAUCACAUACUCGACGAAGCGAUUGCCGCAGGCAUCGGCUCUAAGACCCAGCAUAGCGGCGCCCGUCCCCCGAUGAUGCAGGUGGCAGGCAGAUCGUCCGCCAACAUGGAAUCGAGUUCUCAAACUGGAUCCUCUGCAAUGGGAUUGUUGCUGACAACGGCAGCGGCCGGUCACAUAACUAACUCUGCCGACGAUGCCGCCGAUGACGAUUCGAUGGAUUCGAUCGAUUCGAUAUUCGCCAACGAUCCACAAAACGAUUCGUUGCUCGAACAGGCCAUCGAGACGGGGAUGAAGGGUGGCAUGAUGACGGAGUAUGGACCGAUCACCGGGUACGAGUUUCAGGCCGGUAUGCUUUACGGUACCAUUUCGUACCAGCGCGAACCGGAGCCAGCGGAAAGUUUGUCCGACCGGCACGAUGAUGAUUAUGAGCUGCUGACCGAGUGCAUCCACGCCGGGAUGCAAGGAAAGCCCCGCCCGGCUGGCACUAGUGGUACUGCAGUGGCGCAAGAUUCGAACGCACAGAGAGCUCCAGGUGGUGCAAGACGUCCGCAUAUCGCCUCCUAUUCUCCGUCGAGCUCCUAUCCUCCGCCGGUGGCCAGUUGUGAAGCCGUGCGCGUCAGAAAGUUUCAGAGGCCAAAAAACGUGCAAACUACGCCUGUGAUGUUAACGGUUGCCGGUGCCGCCGAAGCAUCAGCAGGCGUAGUAGAGCGCCAGGCAAGCUGGCAAACCACACAACCCAUCGGAACAUCGGCGAAAGUGAAGCCAGCGGGGGCACCGGUGGCGGCCGAGUGGAUGAACUUACGGUACAACCGGCAACUGCGGCUUCAUUCCGCCGGUAUUACCGCCACCACUGGCAUACACGGGGCGCCGACGAGCGGCGGUCCGAAGGCAUCGGGCGACCGUUCGGCGUCGGGAGCGAAUGGGUGUGAACAGCAACAACCGGCGGUCACGAUUGAAAAGCACAAAGAUCCCAAACAGAUGCUGCAAUCAGUCGAGCGUCUUACCGAGCGGCUAGUGUCUCGCACGCAAUACUUCCGCCCCGCAGCCGAAGACGGUAGUAACGUGGCAGAGCAGAACGAUGAUGGGAUGGAAAAAAGUGGAGGAGCGAGGACAGCAAUACCGAAGGGUAAGCUCGACAACCUAGCCAAGCGCUUUUUCAUGGCAUCAACAAGACCAAAUUAG
Molecule: messenger RNA, 5103 nt
Organism: Anopheles cruzii
Lineage: Eukaryota; Metazoa; Arthropoda; Insecta; Diptera; Culicidae
Product: adenomatous polyposis coli homolog
Exons: 6
Coding region: 1-5103 (1700 amino acids)
Biological process (GO): Wnt signaling pathway; nervous system development; cell fate specification
Cellular component (GO): catenin complex; beta-catenin destruction complex; cytoplasmic microtubule
Molecular function (GO): beta-catenin binding; gamma-catenin binding; microtubule binding
Source: RefSeq, a predicted model, not a curated record